Fusarium subglutinans is the source of this 2352-nucleotide messenger RNA. RefSeq lists its product as uncharacterized. The record is from RefSeq and is a predicted model, not a curated record. The coding region runs from base 1 to 2352 and encodes 783 amino acids. Gene Ontology annotation, biological process: regulation of DNA-templated transcription. The transcript is spliced from 3 exons. NCBI's taxonomy places the organism in Eukaryota, Fungi, Ascomycota, Sordariomycetes, Hypocreales, Nectriaceae. Gene Ontology annotation, molecular function: DNA-binding transcription factor activity, RNA polymerase II-specific; zinc ion binding.
AUGCUUGGAUCUACGCCCGACAACGGUGCUUCGACAGUAGAGUCGGGCCCAUCGGCACAGCCUCAGUAUUCUUCUCACAACUACCCUCCACCAAACAGCCCUCCCGGGGUCAUUCAACCAAAUAUACCGACCUAUGGCCCACCUCCGCCAGUUCCUCAGCACCAGUACUCGCUUCCCCCUUCUGCACCCUUUGCGGCUCAUGCAUAUAACCCCCCUGCGCCCUUCCCUGUUUACGAAGUCGGGACAGCGCCUGCUCCUAGACAGAGAACCUCAAUUGCCUGCAGAUAUUGCCGCAAGAGAAAAAUCAGAUGUAGUGGUAAAGCCAAUACACCUGAUGAACGUGCCCCAGCCUUUUUGCCUGCUCCAUUUGCACCCGGGUCUGUUCCACCGAGGGGUUCUACUUAUGGUCCCUUGGGAGAACCGUACGUCCAAGCACAACACCAGGACCUCGACGUCAGUAUCUCUAACUACGGAUCCUACCCAAGUUUGACGCACGAUUAUUAUCAUCAGCAUAGCGUCUCUAGUCCUCCCCCACCGGACUAUCGGGGUGGUUAUCGCGAUGUUCCACGUCCAUUAUAUGGACAAAGGCCAAACCACCAGGACUCCCUUAAAUCCUACGCCGCCCCGGGGAACUUUUCGCAAGGAAUAAUCUACAGCUUCAGUGAUAGCCGAGCCAGUGACCGCACUGAGCUAGACGGCGAAACUUUAUCUGAUACCGAAUCUGUUGUGCCCAUCAACUUAGAUACAACGGUCGAUGAUUAUCAUGUUUCAGAGACCUGGAAAAGCCAGAGUUCUAAGCACCCAGAAAAGACUGUUGAGACAUUACAAGAUCGUGAGCUGCAGGCCCCUUGGGCCAUCCCGAGUUUACCACAUCCUCGAGGCCUUCAACCUCAAUCUCCGGCGGUCUCACCGGAAGUAUUACAGGAUCAUGACUGGAAAUAUCCAAACCUGAAACAACUCAAAGUCAGCAUGACAAAGCUAGCUCAGGCCGCAAACGAACCUAUCAAGCUACCUGAUCCAGCAAGGUUACGAAUAAGUUCCCCUACCCCUUCAUCUUCCCCAACUGUAUCAUCUGAUAUAGACGUUGACUCAAUAUCUGCGGAUUCAGAAGGUAAGCUUGAUCGGAACAGCCAAGGGUACUGCGUCUUCAGCCGAGUUUUCAGCCGUCUAGCGAUUCUCGGUCAGAAUGAAAUGACGGCAAGAGGCGAAUCGAGUUACAAUAGUUCAAAGGGAAAACAAGUUGCAAAGGGUGGAUCUGGAAGCUCUUCUGGGACAAACAAUGCAGCGAGCACGAGAGGCGGACGGAAGAACCGGCGGCAAGACGGCGAUCUUCGAGAUGAAAGCAGGGAUAGACAGAACGAGCCACCCAAGAAGAAAGGCAAGAUAAGUCAAUCCCACUGUGACGAACGGUCGCAGUUUCUAGCAUGCCCGUACUGGAAAGCGGAUUCGAAAAGGUAUUGGGAUUGUUUCUUGAAGAAGAACGACACGAUCGCACACUUAAAGCAACAUCUGACGCGCCGUCACACACCCAAGUAUUACUGUCAAAUCUGUUACCAAACCUUUAAAGAUUACGAUCUAUUUGACUCACACGUGCUGGAAAGAUCGUGCACAAGAAGCCCCUCAACAAAAUUGGAAGGGAUAUCUCAGCAACAAAAGAAUCAGCUGUCUCUCAAGAGUAAGGGGUCAGUAGAACAACAGUGGUAUACAGUAUGGUCGAUCCUCUUUCCUGAAAUGGAACCGCCCGCUACGAUUUACAUUUAUUCGACUCAGUCUGAAGACUUUUGCCGGAUUCAAGAGUUUGCGCAACGAGAAGGAGUUGCUAUUAUGCUGGAGGAACUGGAGUCUAAUGGACUUGUAGUGCGACCGAAUGCAUCUAACCAACUCCUCCAAUCGACUGUACAGAGGGCCAUGGUGUCGAUAUUCAGAAGCUACUCUGUCAGGGGCGACCAAAGUUCUGAAACAGAAGAGCCAAUUCUCAGCCAAGCUUUGGAGCCAGAUAAUGGAGUAUCGCUUCAGCAAGAAUCAACUACUGAAGGUCAAACAAGCCACGAUAAUCAUCCUAGUAGCUCUAGUGAUGUAAACCGGAUGACUGAAGACGGGAGGGGUAGUUCUAUGGUUGAAAGCUUUUACAGACCGAGCAGAAGUACAGAGUCACAAUUGCCAACCACAACUUCAUGGCUUCCUAGGGUUGUGCAGGAUGACACCGAGGAUGAGCUAUGGGGAACGGCAUUUCUUGAGGAGCCAGCAUUUGGGGAAAGUUCUUCAGGAAAUGAUCUACCUAUAAACUUUGAGAGUACAGACAUGUUGGACCUGGAUGCCUUAUUGAGAGAUGUCAUAAGCACCGAAGCAUAG